AUGGCAGCCGUAGGUGCUGUCGUCGACGCUGUCUUUGGGUCAUAUGACAUUAAGAAUGCAAAACAAUGGCGUGAUGAAGAUCUACUACAUCGUGAACAGGAGAAACAAUGGCGAGAAGAUUCGAUACAGCGUGAAUAUGAAUGGCGACGUGCUGAUUUAGAACGUGAACGGCGCGUCGUGAAGCUUGAGAAUGAAAAGCGCAUUAUUGAUGCACGACAUCGACAGCUUGUGACGGUUUCACAAAUGUCGGCACUUCUUGCCGGUUUUACAAUGUCUACAAUUGUUGAAGUGCAGAUUGCAGAUGCCACAAGUGAACCCAUUAUUAUUGCAUACGGUACGGUGUGUUGCAUGGAGUUUAUCGUCAUGUUAAUGUGCAUGUUAACAUGUAUGGUCUUACUACUAGCUCUCACGCGUUUUGUGACGCAUACAUUGGAAGGAGAGGUACAUGCACUCUCAUCCUUGGAAUUAGAUAUUGUAUCACCUUUCUACGGCUGGUGGUUAAUCAAGUGUGAACAUGAAUGGAUCAUGGCUUACCAACUAUUCCAUCUUGGGUUAUCUCUCUUCCUUGCACAAGUGGCGCUACUCGCAGGUCGAUGGAGAUACCUCGUGCGAUUUCCAGAGUCACAAACGUCUGGAUCACUUACAGCAAGGAGACCGGACGAUAUGUCACCACCUGUCAUCUCAUAA
Peronospora belbahrii is the source of this 687-nucleotide messenger RNA. NCBI's taxonomy places the organism in Eukaryota, Oomycota, Peronosporomycetes, Peronosporales, Peronosporaceae. The record is from the annotation of a GenBank genome assembly.